This is a messenger RNA of Candidula unifasciata, 972 nucleotides long. NCBI's taxonomy places the organism in Eukaryota, Metazoa, Mollusca, Gastropoda, Stylommatophora, Geomitridae. The record is from the annotation of a GenBank genome assembly.
AUGAUACGACGUCCAAGACGCCCACCAAUGGGACCCAUGGGUCCACCAGGACUUGGCCCACUCCACCCACGUGUCCCACCACCCCUUCAUCUAGGCCCACCUCGAGGUCCACCAGGCAUGGGGAUGCCUCCCUUGCCAGUGAUUCCACCACCCAUGCCUGUCCCCAUGGUCAGCAGUUGCACCAAUUCCAACGACCCAACAUCCAAGGACUCCCGCUUGUUUGUGGGCAACCUCAACACGCUGCUCCUCACCAAGGAGGAUGUGGAAAGAAUCUUUGCUCCCUAUGGUUUUAUUUAUGGAAUAUCCAUGCAUAAAGGUUAUGCAUUUGUUCAGUUCAGCCAUCCGGAUGAAGCAAGACGUGCUGGGGCAAGCGAGGAUGGGCAGAUGUAUGCUGGUCAGGCCGUGGAUAUCAAUAUAGUGUCUCAGCCAAAAAACAGAAAGGCGCUGAAGCGCUCGGCAGUCACCACAGCGGUAAAAGAAGCUCCGGUGAAGAAGACUCGCAGUGGUGAGACUCCCGUGACAAACCAGUCGCUGCAGAGAACAUUGGUGACACUCAUCGAGAGCACUGAGAAGGUGGCAAAAUCGGCAUAUGAAAAUAAACUCAUAUUUUACCCACAGGUGUCAGAAAAAUCUGCCACAGGAGCACAGCCUUCAGCUGGAGAUGCUAAAAAAUCUGGUGCCAAAUCUAAUGUACCAGUGUCAAAGCCUGCAGCGGUCAAAACUAAUUGGCCUGAUGUGCUGAUCUGUGGCGUUUGUAAGAUGCAGUUUACCAGCCUGCACAGUCUUGCUCAACACAAGAAGGUUCCUUGCCAGCUGCACGUCAGCACUCAGGCCAAAGAUGAAUCCAGUGAGGGGGACAGCGGAGAGCCGACCAGCCUCCAGUGUGCUAUCUGUGAGGCUGAAUUCAACAGUGCAUGGGCUCUGUGUGUGCACUGCACCCAGGAACAUGACAUGGCCAUCUACAAAGUGGAG